This is a messenger RNA of Nothoprocta perdicaria, 2980 nucleotides long. It is a transcript of the gene MARCHF8, whose product is annotated as membrane associated ring-CH-type finger 8. Gene Ontology annotation, cellular component: early endosome membrane; late endosome membrane; lysosome. Gene Ontology annotation, molecular function: MHC protein binding; ubiquitin protein ligase activity; zinc ion binding. NCBI's taxonomy places the organism in Eukaryota, Metazoa, Chordata, Aves, Tinamiformes, Tinamidae. The record is from RefSeq and is a predicted model, not a curated record. The transcript is spliced from 8 exons. Bases 207 to 1913 code for a protein of 568 amino acids. Gene Ontology annotation, biological process: antigen processing and presentation of peptide antigen via MHC class II; protein polyubiquitination; immune response.
UCUCUUUCCAGGCUUGGAGUGAAAAUUCUGGGGCUCUUCAGCAGUCCCCUCUCACUUGAGUGACUGCUGCUUCCUUUGGCCAUGCCAGGAUGACUGAGACGGUGGCUUUGGAAGAGUGAGAUUAUGCAAGGACUGACCAUGGCACCGAAUGAGCACUGUCUUCAAGCCUCCUUCCUAUAAAUGACAGGACCAAACCAGGCGGUGUGAUGAAUAUGCCACUGCAUCAAAUCUCUGUCAUUCCAGCUCAGGAUGUUACCUCUUCCAGAGUCUCCAGGAGCAAGACCAAAGAAAAAGAAGAACAGAAUGAAAAGGCUCUGGGGCAUUCUGUGAGCCGUUCUAGUAACAUCUCAAAGGCUGGUAGUCCAACCUCUAUCUCUGCUCCUCAUAGUUUCUCUCGGACUUCUGUCACUCCAUCCACUCAGGACAUCUGCAGUUCCAGUGCAGUGUUUUCUGAAUGUUGUCAUCACAGUCCAGUGCAGUCUGCCGUUGUCUUGAAAAAUCCUUACUGCCAGAGCAAUCUGACACAAGGGGUCACUGUGACAGUAAUCUGUCAGGACACAUUACAUGCAGCAAAGAGAAGCUCCCGUGGGCAGGAUUGGGUCCAGGCACUCAGSUCUGCUAAGAAUGUAAAGCCCACUCGCACUCUGAAAUUCUCCAAGUCCCUCAAUGACGUGGACCAGAAGGCCCAGGGCACCAGCGAGUGCUUUGACUAUGUGGAGCGAACAUGCUCGGAAGGCAAAUUGACCCCAACUCAAGAGCAGUGCUUAAGGAUUAACAAAUUUCAUCUUAAAGAAAGGAAACCGCUGAAUCUCGGGCGUCUUUCUUUUAGCAAUUCUAAACAUUCUUACAUCCCUUCCCUUUCCAACUACUCSAAUGCAUCGGGAGGAGCAGAGAACCACAGCACGGUACAUAUCCCCUUGCUGGAGGACAAGGUGGACCAUGACACCUCAAGAAGCAAAAAACUGCUGCGCUACCUUUUUUCCUUCUCCCACACUUCCAGCGCCAGCAGCCUGCAUAAGUUCCUCGAGCUGGAGAGCUAYUCCAGUCACUUCCAAGCUGAGAAAUCCUCCAGCGUGCUGGUGGAGAGCACAGACUUCUGCUCUGAUGAUAUGGGAGAUGAUGACGUCUUUGAGGACAGCACCUCAGUGAGACUGAGCACAAAAGAGCAGCGGGCACCGCUCUGUUCCGUUGAGAAGGACAGUGACCUUGACUGUCCUUCCCCCCUCUCAGAAAAAUACCCCCCUCUCUCCCCUGUGUCUACUUCGGGGGAUACCUGCAGGAUAUGUCACUGUGAAGGAGAUGAUGAGAGCCCCUUGAUUACCCCCUGUCACUGCACGGGAAGUCUUCAUUUUGUGCACCAAGCCUGCCUGCAGCAGUGGAUCAAGAGCUCUGACACGCGGUGCUGCGAACUCUGCAAGUAUGAGUUCAUCAUGGAGACAAAACUGAAGCCUUUGCGGAAGUGGGAGAAGCUGCAGAUGACAGCCAGUGAGAGGAGGAAGAUCAUGUGCUCCGUGACAUUCCAUAUCAUCGCCAUCACCUGCGUUGUGUGGUCUCUAUAUGUCCUGAUAGACAGGACUGCCGAGGAGAUAAAGCAGGGACAGACUACUGGGAUUCUAGAGUGGCCGUUUUGGACUAAGUUGGUGGUUGUGGCUAUUGGUUUCACUGGAGGACUUCUGUUUAUGUACGUACAGUGCAAAGUGUACGUACAGCUGUGGAAGAGACUUAAAGCUUAUAAUCGAGUAAUAUAUGUACAAAACUGUCCGGAAACUAGCAAAAAGAAUAUUUUUGAAAAACCUGCACUAAUGGAGCCAAACUUUGAAAGCAAAGAAAUGCUUGGGGUUCACCAUUCAGAUACAAACUCUUCACAUUACACRGAGCCAGAAGACUGUUCUGCAGAAAUCCUUCACGUCUGAUUGCUGGGUGGGAGGGAUGUUUCUGUAUGUCCUGGAGGAUCUAAAAUAUCAUUGUUUACUGAAAACUUCUCUACCUUUGUAAAAUCAGCUAACAGCUGAGGGCUGUCAGAUGAAUUUUUUUACAUUUGUGCUUUGUUGGAAUUUUUUUAAAUCCCCUUGGCAUAUCCGUCAGUAGGUUAACAGUGCUGCAUACCUCUCAACAUUUUGUCUCUUGGACUUUCUGAUCAAAGAGCCACAGGAUACUGGGUAGAAUGAGCCUUGGUUUUGGUAUCAAGCAAACCACUAGCGAACUGUCAUCAACUCUGUGGAGUCUGUUACUGUAGAAGAUGACUCAAAGUGAAUCUGGAAUAUGUGUUGUUUUUUGGUUCUAUUUUUUUGUUCUUUUUUUUUCUUUUUAGCACAACGAAGAAGGUUGUCCCAGACAUCCGGACACCGAGGGAAAUGAGAGACUAAAAUAUAACCUUCCAUUAACACUGCCACUAACAUUUUGUCUUAGGCAGCAGAUGUAAGAUUAUGCUUUACAUAUUGUGGUGAGACUUACAAAGCAUAUAGCACUUUUUAAAAUCUUUAAUUUGUAAUAUGUGUGUCCAUUGAAAAUGAAACUUGAAAGAAUAUUGAAAGUCAUUUUGAAAACAUUUCUUUUUUUCUUUACCCUCUCCAUUCUACUGGAACAUAAACCUCUUGCCUUAUAAAAAAAAAAUUAAAAAAAAAAAGCCAACAUGAUUUCCAGCAAAUUCCCACGUUCUCUUACUAAACAUAACACUAAAAACGCUGCCUCUUUGGGUUUCCUUUGAGGAGUGAUGUUUUCAAAGGAUAUUGCACUUGUGACUUGUACAUGGAGAGUAGUGGAUGUGUAAAGUGUUUGUUUUCAGUGCAUAAUGGAUUCGGUGCUCUGUUUUGGGGGCUGGAUUUAGCUUUCUGCUUGUUUGCUUGUUUUAAAGAGGUGUCUCCUACCACCGGCAGACCUGAACAAGUACACCUGAUGUAACGUGCAUUCAAACCAAAGGGUUUGGUGCURCCUUGGUAAAAAUGUGAAAAGACCUUUAUUAGUCAAUACAGCUGAACUU